CCGCGCAGCUCGGACGUCUGUCCACCGUCUAGCCGUUUACGUGCCGUGGAAUUUUCGCCUCGAAAACAAAAAAUGAAAAAGGUAGAAUCACCCCUGGAUGUGCUCUCGCGCGCAGCAACGAUGGUGCAGCCGUGUCCAGCUUACCCCGCUAGUGAUUCGGAUGGUUUUGAAACUCCGAGUACGGCCUCUAGCGGCGAAUCGGAGGGUGACCGCACGCUGUCCCCUGAGGCGCCGCGUGCGCAGACCAAGGAGCUCACCGGAAAGUGGAGGCGAGAACGGCGCUCCGUGCGCCAGCCGGAAUACAGGCCAAAGGAGAAUGGCAAAAUGGCGCUACGAUCACAAUCGUUCAACGAGCGUCGUAGCGUACCAUCAUCAAUUGCGCGUGCGCAGCGUCAUAGCGACGGUGAACUGUCUGACGAAAUUGACGAUGCACCCGCAAAUCUAGCGCUCAAUGGUAAAGCUCCACCAGAAUACCCUGGAAUGAAGCAUGAAGCUCCCAUUGAUAUGCGAUUGCGGUCAAGACCGGCACCACCUCCCUAUAAUAGACCUUCAGUUAUAAAGAGCAACGAUUCUCCUCCCGGUUCCAUGUCUAUGUGUGAUCCUGUCAUCGACGAGCACUUCCGACGCUCCCUAGGCGACGACUACAUGAACCUGUUCAAAAAGAACUCGCCAGCGGAAAACUCACAACCCGGUCCCAAGCCCAACACUAAGGACCGAGCCAGUAGCCCAAUACAGUUCAAGAUCGAUGAAGAUCCGAAGCCAGCAAAAAUAAUCGCAAUGGAAGUUGACGACGCCAGCCUCUCGGUAGACGAUCACUUCGCAAAAGCCCUUGGGGACACGUGGCGUCAGAUCCAAACGUCGAGAUUAAAAGACAAUGAAAAGCAAACAUCCAAGGGCGGAGUAGACGACCACUUCAGCAAAGCAUUGGGUGAAACGUGGAAAAAAAUACAAGCCUCAAAACUAAAUAUCGAAGAAGAUAAAAAAGAUCAGACCACGAAAAUCAUCACAAGGAGUGGCGUUGUUAUAUAAUGACGUCAUUAAUCACUAGGCGGUUCGGUUUACGACUCCGUAAAAAUUUACAGCUUUACGAUUCUAACUGGAGUAUCAAUAAAUUACCACUUGUUUAACCUAAAGGUCGCCUCUAUUGUGGCACGAAUUUAUCGUUUUUUUCAAUUGAUAUCCAUGACAAUUCUGUUACCUUAGGCUUUGGGUAUACGAGAUCGUUUCUUUGAUAUAGUCAAAUAUUAGUCACCAUUACACGCUAAGUUAUUACCUCAAUUUAUGCGCUUUGCACAAUUCACUAUUUAGACUAAGUUAAAACGUCUUGUAAAUAUACAUUUUUAAUUUUAAAGUGAAUUCGAAUAGUUGUUGUAUUCGGUAGGAUAUUUGUAUUAGUUUUAGUAUUUCGCUAAUUUCUCAUUUCGUGAUGUUCCUCUACAUAUAAUGUUCAUAAAAUUAUUUUACUAAUUUGAAACGUUCGUUUUUCAAAAGUAUGAAAAAAAACUGUUGUACAUAAUAAUAAAAAAAAAAAUGAU
Molecule: messenger RNA, 1535 nt
Organism: Vanessa atalanta (red admiral)
Lineage: Eukaryota; Metazoa; Arthropoda; Insecta; Lepidoptera; Nymphalidae
Gene: Tgi
Exons: 6
Coding region: 73-1029 (318 amino acids)
Biological process (GO): negative regulation of DNA-templated transcription
Molecular function (GO): transcription coactivator binding
Source: RefSeq, a predicted model, not a curated record